Symsagittifera roscoffensis is the source of this 4260-nucleotide messenger RNA. RefSeq names its product peripheral plasma membrane protein CASK-like. Gene Ontology annotation, cellular component: cell-cell junction; plasma membrane. The transcript is spliced from 16 exons. NCBI's taxonomy places the organism in Eukaryota, Metazoa, Xenacoelomorpha, Acoela, Convolutidae. Gene Ontology annotation, molecular function: protein binding. The record is from RefSeq and is a predicted model, not a curated record. The coding region runs from base 700 to 4083 and encodes 1127 amino acids.
CAUAGUUUUUAUGACAUAGAAGUGAGUCCUAAUUUUAGUGGUGGAAUAUCUGACUUAACUAUGAAUAAUUUCAACACAGUUACUUUUUUAAUGUCACUUUUUGUGACUCUUAAGUUGCACUUGUGCCAAGUUUGCGCUCUUUGCUGGCUAGCUCAUUUUUCCACUAUGUACACCAUUUUAAUUCUUUUCAUCUAUAUGCCAGGCUCCGGUUUUUGAAUCUUAUUUUACAUUCUUGCUUUUUUUGCAACAAAAAUCCACAUUUACCAAUAGCCAUUUGCCAUUUGAUUUUUCAUUAACAACUUCUAUUUUGUAUAAACAACAACAAACAAACAAAACUUAUCAUGUCUUUUUAAACUUUCGCGGAUAUUAAAAUUUUUUGUCAGCCAUCCUUUUUGUAACAUAUUUUACAGAAAUCAAUAUUUUCGAUUAAGAAAAAACUAAUUAAGCGGUCAGUACAAAUCAUUUUUUGCCGUUGUCAAAUUUGCAACUGAAACGUAGCAUAUUUAUAAAAUUGGAUUUAAUAGUUCAUUUCGCUCAUAAAACAGCUCACAAUACCUGGACUCAUUUGACAAAAACCUAGUUUCAUAAUUUCUUGGAUGAAAAAAUACCCAAAUGUCAUCAAUUACUUUCGAAAUUCAUCUCUCUCAUCAAUAAUCCAAGAAUCGGCUACCAGAAACUGUUCCAGCUCAAUUGUUAAAAAUGCGAGCAGACGUGAACAAAGCUGCAGUUUCCGCUCCUAGAAGCCCAAAUUACACCCCUAAUGGACCGGCUAAGAAACCAGCUCCGGUCAAAUCGGCUGCUACCCCGCAGUCUAAUUUACAGAACGGGAACAGGUAUACGAAUGGAGUGACUGCAAUGCAUAAACAGCCGCCUGUGAAACCUGGUGUGAACAGAAAUAAUAAACCGCCUGUUGAAGUGUCCCGGAAAGCACUUAAUGACGGCGAGCGAGUGGACACGACAGUUGCGAUGGUCGGGGGUGAGAAGAAGUUUGGUUUCUCAAUUGCAGGAGGAGCUAACCGAAGUCACUUCCCCAAAGUCGACAACAUACACCCGGAAUCGGCGGCUUCCAGAGCUAAUCUGAAGCUGGGAGAUGAGAUCAUUGCAAUAAACGGAGUUAGCAUUGAACACGCAACACACGAGGGCAUCAUCACCACCAUACAUAAGAGCUCUCAUAAUCGAUCAGUUUCCCUAACUGUCAUCCGAGAACCCCCUCCUCCCGAACCCGAGAGGCCCCCGACAGCAGUAAAACGAUCCGAGUCGACCAAUUUUCCAAAAGCAGUAGUCGUUCACGACUCAAUUUCGGAGAACUCGGACGAGUCAUCGAGUGACGAAGAAGAAAGUGACGAGGAGUAUUCGGACGAAGACGACGCGCGAGACGGUCGGCAUCCGAACCAAGACGAGCUGAGUGAGGCAAGCACUUUGACUCCGAAUGAGAACGAAGUGAAUGGAUAUCAUGAAGACGAUGAAGGGAAUGAACUUGAAAUAAGUGAAGAGCAUAGCCCGAAUGGCAAUGGGUUUUACAAGAAAGCUGAAAAAGUAGACGAAGAUGUCACCAGUAAUAUUUCAUCGUCGGAAAUAAACUCUGAUCCUGAAAACAUUUACGCAGCACGUGAAAAUCUAAAUGUGCACCAGCUGAAAGAGAAAUUUGAGCCCAAUGAAUCGCCGAGAAAACAAAACCGACAUUUUUACUCGAUGAACGAACCUGAAAUACGCAAACAGCGGUUUCAGAAGAAAAAUGAUUCGAUUUUCAUGAAAACGGAUUCUUUUAAACAGUACGAAAAGGACGAGAACAAUGUUAAGUCUCGGUAUAAUUUGGAUGACCGAUUUGGAAAAAAUGACAGAGAUUAUGAUAGUGAAAAAUACACUGAUUCUUUGGAGGAAAACUCAAUAAAUCAAGGUGAAGAUGAUUUGGGCCUAGAUUUUCAGAUGCCUGAAAGGGAAGAUCCAAUUGGUUACGAGCAGAGGAAACGACUUGAUACAAUUCCAUAUAAGGCAACAAAUGCAAUAGAAAUAACAGUUGAUCCGCCCUCGGAAUUAACCGAAAGCGAGCCGAAGAAAACUUCAGGACAAGUUAUAGACGAGGAGCCACUGCUCGUGGAAAAGAGAUCCAAAGCGGUCGAGAGUGGAAUAGGUGAUUUGGAAUCAUUCGCAGACGGUGAAAAGAAAGAAAAGGAACCCAAAUUAGACCUCGUGAUUCUCCACAACAGCCUGCAUGAGUUGGAUGACGUUGAUGCUCUUCGGAUCCUCACAACUCUCCAGGAGGACAGGAAGAUCACAAAUUCCAUCAGGAGGUACCUGGACACAACCCAACAGUCUCAUGGUCAGCUAAACCAGCAUGCCCACAGAAAUCCGGAGAGACUUGAUUCUAGAGCUGCACUGCCGUCCGUUUCAAACGUGUUUGUGAACGGGACUUACUCUGACAUUCCGAGUAGAUCCUCAACUCCACUCGAUACUGAGGUGAUUGUGAACACCCCUUAUGAAGAUAGAGGCUCGGAUGAUGCCUCGUGGGCCGAGAUAUCAGACCCCGGAUUGAGAGAUGUAUUCGUGACUAAACCGGCUGGACAACACAUUGGUGUGACCGUUAAGAAUUCAGAAGAUGGUCGAGUAAUCAUUGCACGGAUAGUGAAGGGAGGAAACGUCGAGACGAAAGAUAUUCACGUGGGCGAUGAACUGCUGUCAGUGAAUGACAUGUCGGCAGAUGGACUGACAGCUGAUGACGUCAGUGACAUGAUAAACGCAGUGAGUGGGCAGGUCAAACUGAAGGUCAGGACUUCACCUGAUACUCGGAGUUAUCACAACAGGGCUUUAGAAGUGAGUCACGAUGACAACGACGGGGGUGAAAUGAAUGGACAUGACAGUGCUGAUGUUGCCGUUCCUCCACAAUUCCGCGUGCGUGCUCAGUUCAACUUUGACCCCGACCGCGAAUCCAGAUGUCCGUGUCCUGAGUUGGCGCUGACCUUCACGAAGAGAGACAUUUUGCAUGUGUGUGCUGUGAGAGAGGGCGAUGACCCCUUCUGGUGGCAGGCAUUCAAAGACAAUGGAAAAGGUCACCAUGACUCAUCAAUGGCUGGAAUCAUACCAUCCAAGAAGUUCAUAGAACAGAAAGACGAGAACCGGAAGUUGGCCAGUGCAAACAGCGUUUAUGUGCCUAAGAAAAAGAAGGGACUGAAGUACCUGUGUGGGGGAGGGAGAAACAAGAAGAAGAAGGAGAAACAGGUCAACUCACAUGGAAGGAAAGGGGGAACAACUGAUGCGCCCAGUUAUUACAACAGCAGCCCGAAUGUUCCGAGGAUCUUGAGUUACGAAGAGAUCACGCGUGUGCCUCCCGAUAGAUUCUACCCGGAGACGAGACCUCUGGUGUUGAUCAGUGCCCUGGUGGGAGACGCAGUCGCGCUUCAGAAAAGACUGUGUGAACAAUUCCCAGAAUCAACCAUUCAACCCCAACUACACACGACCCGUCCAUACGAGCAUCCGUCGUCGGCUAAAGCUACUUCGUACAACCAGAACCACAGGGUUUCUUCUCAAACUUUAAAUUCCAUUCCAUCGUACAUGAGGACGUCAUCAUAUCAAACUGCCAAUCAAAACCACAACAACAAUUUCAAUUCCACGCCGGAAACAGAACCAGAAUGGUUUCACGUGGGUGUGAAUCAUUUCCAGGAAAUGGAGAGGUCGUCUAAGUUCAUUUCUGUACAGUCUGUGGGCGAUUACAUGUAUGGCCUAUCUGUGGAAUCGGUAGUCGAGGCUAUGCAGUCGAGUAAUACGUGUGUCUUUGUAUGUCCCCCAGAGUCCAUUUACAAGAUCCGCAAUGCAAUAGUGAAGCCAUACACUGUGUUCUUAUCAGCCCCGAACAGAGAAAUACUAAAGGACAACUGCACAAACAACAGGGGAUGUUUCAUGAAGGCAAAGGAAAUUAACCGUGUGUUUUCGUAUUCUGUGCAAAUAAGCGAUAGAUACUUGCAUCUCAUGGAUCACGUGAUUCCUCUGACGUCACAGGACACAGCGUAUGACCAACUGCAGACCACACUGAACAAACUUCAGUCACAACACAUGUACUGUCCCACUUCAUGGCUGGAAAAUUUCUGAACAAGUAUAUAUUAGUGAAAAUGGAGAGGAAAACUUAAACAUAAUGAACCAUUUCAAAGAUUUCAAACUGAAAAUAAAAAUGAAGAAAUUGAAGUAUGAAAAAUUUUGAUAGUUCUAUUGAAGCUUCCAAUAGAUUGAUUUACAAAAUACACACUGUAAGUGUCAUAUCAAAUCUUA